GGUGUUCAGUUGAGCUUUGGUCAUGUCUGGAACACGAACUGUCGGACUGCUGCUGCUACUGUGGGGCGGCGCCUGCCUGCGGCUGCCCGGCGCGGCUCAGGGCGCUUUGGUCAUCCCCGGGCCGGAUGGAGGCGCCGAGGAGGCAAGACAUUCUGCCAGGCUGUUGCAGAAAAGAAGUACGCAGCCUGUCAGGGCGGAGGUGCUCAGCGUGAAAGUGGACUGCGCCGUGACGUCUCGUUUCGCUCACACCGUCAUGACCUCCACGGCUCUGAACAAAGCCAACGUCUCGCAGGAAAUUUUCUUUGAAGUGGAGCUCCCCAAAACGGCCUUCAUCACCAACUUCUCCAUGGAAAUCGAUGGCCAAGUGUACGUGGGAGAGGUGAAGGAGAAAGAGACAGCCAAGAAACAGUAUGAAAAGGCCGUUUCCUCAGGACAGACGGCCGGGCUGGUCAAGGCUUCCGGCAGGAAGAUGGAGACAUUUUCGGUGUCGGUCAACAUCGCGGCCGAAAGUAACGUGACUUUCGUUUUGACCCACGAGGAGCUGCUUCAGCGGAAAUUGGGCCAGUAUGAGAUCCUGACCCGGGUGAAACCCAAACAACUUGUCCAGGAGUUUCAGAUCGUCGCAAACAUCUACGAGCCUCAAGGCAUCGCUUACGUCGAGACCCAUGCCACGUUCCUCUCCAAUGAGCUGCUCCCCCUGGUGGAAAAAACUGUCACCGAGAAGAAGGCACACAUUGCCUUCUCGCCCAGUCUGGAUCAGCAGAGAAAAUGUCCAGGCUGUGAUGGAACACUGAUCGAUGGAGAUUUCGUCAUCAUGUACGAUGUGAAACGCACCUCGAGCCUCGGGGACAUUCAGAUUGUCAACGGAUACUUUGUGCACUUCUUUGCCCCGCCCGGCCUGUCAAGAGUCCCAACAAAUGUCGUUUUUGUGAUUGAUCGGAGCGGCUCAAUGUCUGGAAAUAAAAUGCACCAGACCCGGGAGGCAAUGGUAGCCAUCCUUCAAGAUCUGAAAGAGGACGACUAUUUUGCCAUCGUCCCGUUUGAUGACGAAAUCAUUUGGUGGAAGGAAACGCUGACCAAAGCGACAAAGGAGAAUGUGACUGAGGCCACGGAAUACGUCAAGGGGUUGUACGCCUCAGGGGGCACCAACAUCAAUGGUGCAUUGUUAAAAGGUGUCAACAUGCUGCUGACGGACAGAGCAGAGAAGAGGAUCCCGGAGAGAAGCAUCAAUAUGAUCCUUUUACUCACUGACGGCAUGCCCAAUCACGGUGAGACCGAUCCGAAAAGGAUCCAGGAGAAUAUGGCCUCUGCCAAUGCUGGCAACAUGACACUUUUCUCUCUUGGAUUUGGAAAUGAUGUGGACUACAGCUUCUUGAAUGUGCUGAGUCAAAAAAACAAGGGAUUGGCUCGCAGAAUCUUUGAGGGCUCAGAUGCAACUCUUCAGCUGAAGGGUUUCUACGAAGAGGUGUCCAGCCCGCUGCUUUCCGAAGUGGAUUUACGUUACCCCGACAACGCAGUGGACUUACUGACCUCCAACCACUUCAGCCAGUUGUUUAACGGCUCAGAGAUUGUGGUGGCCGGUCGGCUGGCGGACAAUAACUUGGACAACUUCCUGGUGGAAGUGGUCGGCCAGGGGUUUGAGGACAACUUCCAGGUGCAGGGCAAGAGCGCCGCUCUGGAUUGGGCCACGACUUACCCAGAUGAAAAGUACAUUUUUGGGGAUUUCACAGAGCGUCUGUGGGCUUACCUGACCAUCCAGCAGCUACUGGAGAAGCGCAAGAGCGGUAGCUCGGAUGAGAAAGUCAAUGCCACGGCCAAGGCCUUGGACAUGUCCCUGCGCUACAGUUUUGUCACCCCUCUCACCUCCAUGGUGGUCACCAAGCCUGAGACCGAGAAGGGACCAGACAGCCCCCUCAUCGCUGACAAACUGACUGAGGAGGAAAGACAACAAGCAGAACGAAACUCACGUUAUCAUCAUCGUCAAACGUUCCCUUCCUAUAAUGCCCCCAUUCCAUCCUCUAAUGUCCCCGUUCCAUCCUAUAAUGCCCCCGCUCCACCCUCAUAUUUUGUGGACGGAGAUCCCCAUUUCAUGAUCGAGCUCCCAAACAAAGACGACGCCCUCUGCUUCAACAUCAAUGACAAGCCGGGAACUAUUUUCACUCUGGUGAAAGACACCAAGUCAGGGAUUUUGGUGAACGGCCAGAUCAUAGGAGACAAGCAAAUCCCCGCCGACGGGAAAAUCUACACCUACUUUUGGCGCUUUGGCAUCAUUCACCGAAAUUUAGGGGUGAAAAUGGAGGUCAGCACCAACGGCAUCUCGGUCUUCCAAGACGACUCUCGGCUCAAGUUGCGGUGGUCCAACACAACUUCCAUCAAAGGAGACGGGAUGGACAUUCUCUUGACCAAAGACCGCAGCCUGACAGUCACCCUCAAAGAUUCUGUCAAGUUUGUGAUCCUGCUGCACAAAGUGUGGAAGAAGCACCCGUACCACCGGGAUUAUUUGGGCUUCUACACGCUGGACACCCACCUGCUGUCGCCUUCUGUGCACGGUCUGCUAGGUCAAUUCUACCACGGGAUUGAGUACACGGUCUCCAACUUGCGUCCGGGAGAAGUCCCGGAGAAACCCGACGCCACCAUGCACGUGAAGGGACGAGAGCUGAACGUGACCAGGGGCUGGCAAAGAGACUUCCGAAGCGACGUGAAGAACGGCGAGAACGUGCCCUGCUGGUUCAUCCAUCGGAACGGGACAGGCCUCAUUGACGGGGAGGCCUCAGACUACAUCGUUUCCGGCCUCUUUAAAACUGCUUAGACACCAAACCUUCUCAUUCUGUUUGUGAUAAGAGGGGCCUCUGAUCAAAUAAAAUUUGCAAUGGUUUGGGCUUGAUUUAUUUUUCACGAUAUGAUCCGAGCAAGCAAUCCAACAAAAUGAAGCCGUUGUCACUCA
Messenger RNA from Hippocampus comes (tiger tail seahorse), 2944 nucleotides. RefSeq names its product inter-alpha-trypsin inhibitor heavy chain 3a, tandem duplicate 1 (gene itih3a.1). Bases 23 to 2809 code for a protein of 928 amino acids. The transcript has 22 exons. Gene Ontology annotation, biological process: hyaluronan metabolic process. Gene Ontology annotation, molecular function: serine-type endopeptidase inhibitor activity. The record is from RefSeq and is a predicted model, not a curated record. Lineage: Eukaryota; Metazoa; Chordata; Actinopteri; Syngnathiformes; Syngnathidae.